Molecule: messenger RNA, 605 nt
Organism: Bursaphelenchus xylophilus (pine wood nematode)
Lineage: Eukaryota; Metazoa; Nematoda; Chromadorea; Rhabditida; Aphelenchoididae
Source: the annotation of a GenBank genome assembly
AUGAGCAGCCCAAAGUCGCGCCUCGAGAGCCGCGCCAUAACGGAAUGGCCGGACUGUACGAAUGAGAGAUUCCACCUCUGGCCAGCACAAUCGCUUUCGUCGCCCCACCCGGCUUUUGUUUGCCAUUAAAUGACGCACACGAGUUCUAAAGGGCUUUUCUCUCUCCGCGUCGCCUCUUUGCCCUUAAACACACCGAAACGCCCAGAUCAGUCCUGAUCGAGUGUGCCCUCUUGGCCUUUGCCCGAGCUGCGAGUGCCAGUUCGGAAGGGAAAGGGUGGCACCAUUGGACGUUUGAAUGUGGUGGCCAGAAACGCCCAAGGCAGUCAGAUCAUGUGGUGGCCUUUUUCCGGACCGUGCCGACCGCAAACUCCGGGUCUCUACCACGUUCCCUUCUUUCGCUUCACGCCUCAAAGGAAUGCGGAGUCGGACUGAUCGGGACGGCCGCUUUUGGAAUCGGGCUCGGAAAGAAAGGAGAAAGGCGGCGCCGAUUCGCCCGACCGCUUUUGUACAAAAAUGCUUGCGGCAUUUGUUUUCUGUCGGCGAGAAGGCAACUGGAAGACAGAAGCGGCCAUAUUUUGGCCAAAGGCUACCGAACUACAAUUUAA